This is a messenger RNA of Notechis scutatus (mainland tiger snake), 897 nucleotides long. RefSeq names its product olfactory receptor 6J1-like. Gene Ontology annotation, biological process: G protein-coupled receptor signaling pathway. Gene Ontology annotation, molecular function: olfactory receptor activity. NCBI's taxonomy places the organism in Eukaryota, Metazoa, Chordata, Lepidosauria, Squamata, Elapidae. Gene Ontology annotation, cellular component: membrane. The record is from RefSeq and is a predicted model, not a curated record.
AUGGAGAACCAAAGCGUGUCUGAAUUCAUCCUCCUGGGUUUCUCCAUUGGACAUCCAUCAGAGCUCCUACUUGCUUUCCUAUCUUACCAUGUUUCAACCUUGGGAAGUAAUACCCUCAUCCUCUACAUUGCAUUACAAGAUAGCCACCUCCAUACUCCAAUGUACUUCUUCCUUGGCAAUUUCUCCCUACUGGACAUCUUCUUCACCACUGUCACCAGUCCACAACUGAUCUGGAACCUCCUCUCUGGUGACAAGUCUAUCUCUGUCAGUGGUUGCAUAACACAAAGUUAUUUCUAUUUCUUCCUAGGGACAGUACAGUUUAUUCUCUUGACCUCCAUGUCUUAUGACCGUUAUGCCGCUAUAUGCAGCCCAUUGCAAUAUCAUAUAAUCAUGAACAACCAGGUCUGCAUCCAUAUCAUAGUGGGUUGCUGGGUGGGUGGAUUCAUCUCUGUUCUUAUUCCCACCAUUCUGAUCUCCAAGCUAAUCUAUUGUAAGUCUAACAUCAUCAACCAUUUCUUUUGUGAUAGCGGCCCUCUGCUGAAUCUUUCCUGCAGUGACACCCAUCUCAUAGAGUUCAUAGACUUUUUGCUGUCAUCGGUUGUGAUCCUCAGUUCUUCAGUCUUAACCCUACUUUCUUAUAUAUACAUCAUCUCAGCCAUACUACGUAUCACCACUACUUCAGGUCGGGCAAAAGUCUUCAAUACUUGUGCUACCCACCUGACCAUGAUCUCUGUCGCCUCUGGUAUCAGCAUCUUUAUAUAUGUCACACCAUCCCAAAAGGAGACUCUUGAUAUCCACAAGAUCCCUUCUUUUCUCACCACAAUUGUCUGUCCAUUUCUGAACCCUUUCCUCUUCACACUGAAAAAUGAUGUGGUCAAACAAGCAAUAAGAGACAUG